GGAUGGCAGACGAAAAUACCUCUCCAUUGAAGACUACUAUUUAUUAUGUCUGCACUGUAAAGUGCAUGAGUCGGUCAGCUCAUCAACGCCAACAGCAAAAGCUGCAAAUGCAGCAGCAGCAACUGUUGGCGCAACAGAUGGCUGACAAUGAGGCAGCCGCUGCUGCAGCCGAGAUGUUUGAUUUGUUUUGUUUGGCCACCACAAUGCGUCAAAUACUCGGCUUACAUCGUCAAAUGUGUGAUGUUGUUGGCUUACGACCCGCCCCGCUAAAUGAAUUCUAUCCGAAGCUUAAAACCAAAGUUCGUUCCUGGAAGGCCCAGGCUCUGUGGAAGAAAUUCGAUGCCAGAGCUGCUCAUCGAGCAUAUGCCAAAGGUACGGCCUGCACCGGUGCCAGAGUACUAGUAAUUGGUGCCGGUCCAUGUGGUUUACGCACAGCCAUCGAAGCUCAAUUGCUGGGCGCCAAAGUGGUGGUGGUUGAGAAGAGAGAUCGUAUUUCCCGCAACAACGUAUUGCAUUUGUGGCCUUUUGUCAUUACGGAUCUGCGCAAUUUGGGCGCAAAGAAAUUCUAUGGAAAAUUUUGUGCUGGCUCCAUAGAUCAUAUAUCUAUUAGGCAGUUGCAGUGUAUUUUACUUAAAGUAGCUUUACUCUUGGGUGUUGAAAUUCACGAGGGUGUCUCGUUCGAACGCACAAUAGAACCAAGUGGUGAUGGUUGUGGCUGGCGGGCAUCGGUUACACCGGCCGAUCAUGCAGUAUCGCAUUAUGAAUUUGAUGUCCUAAUUGGGGCAGAUGGUAAACGUAACACAUUGGAGGCUUUUAAGCGCAAAGAAUUCCGAGGAAAGCUGGCCAUAGCGAUUACGGCAAAUUUCAUAAAUAAAAAAACCGAAGCAGAAGCUAAAGCGGAGGAGAUUAGCGGUGUGGCGUUUAUAUUCAAUCAGUCGUUCUUUAAGGAGUUGUACCAUACGACUGGUAUAGAUUUGGAAAAUAUCGUUUACUAUAAGGACGAAACACAUUACUUUGUAAUGACUGCCAAAAAGCAUAGUCUUAUUGAUAAAGGUGUUAUUUUACAAGACUUUACUGAUCCUGCUGAACUAUUGGCUCCUGUUAAUGUAAAUACUGAGAAACUUUUAGACUAUGCUCGCGAAGCUGCUGAAUUUUCUACCAAAUAUCAAAUGCCAAAUUUAGAAUUUGCUGUCAAUCAUUAUGGCAAACCCGAUGUGGCGAUGUUUGAUUUCACCUCCAUGUUUGCCGCUGAAUCCUCGUGUCGCGUCAUAGUUCGCAAAGGCUUUCGUCUCAUGCAAUGUCUGGUGGGUGAUAGUUUACUUGAGCCCUUUUGGCCAACGGGCUCUGGUUGUGCUCGUGGUUUCCUAUCCAGUAUGGAUGCUGCAUAUGCCAUAAAACUAUGGUCAAAUUCUGGCAAUAGUACUUUGGGUGUUGUGGCCCAACGUGAAAGUAUUUAUAGACUUUUGGGUCAAACCACGCCGGAAAACUUGCAGCGUGAUAUUGGUAGUUAUACUGUAGAUCCUGCCACACGAUAUCCCAACUUGAAUCGUACAUCGGUAAAUGUUUGGCAGGUUAAACAUUUAAUCGAUACAGAUGAUAGUGGGGUUUUGGAACAAACGUUUAUGGAUACUAAUGCAUUACAAGCUACUCAGGUCGAUACUCCUGUGCGCAGGAAACGCCGUAGUGGAGAUACUAUGCCUUUAAGUACUGUAUUAUUAAGAUGGAUCUGUGCCCAAUUACAUGCUUAUGAAUUUACCAAGGAGCUUAAAGAGGCUUCGGAUGUUUUUACCAAUGGCAAAGUUUUAUGUGCUUUAAUAAACCGUUAUCGUCCGGAUCUAGUCGAUUUUAAUACAGUCAAAGAUUUAAGCCCCUUGGAACAAAAUGAUCUCGCUUUUAAAAUAUUAGACAAAGAAUUGCAUAUACCACGCAUAAUGAGUGGCAAAGAUUCGUUAAAAUUAAGCAAUGUAGAAUCAAAAGUUUGGCUUAAUUACUUAGAACAAAUCUGUGAAGUAUUUCGCGGCGAAAUACCCCAUGUUAAACAUGCCAAAAUUGAUUUAUCCGAUCUGCGUGAAAAAUACAAAAUCAAUAAUACUCAUGCCCAGCCGGACUUUUCGAAACUGUUACAACUCUCCACCAAACAAAAAGCCAAAUCACCCAUACAAGAUCUGGUGGAUGUUCCUCAAGUGGUGCAAAGACGCUCCGUAUUGGAUGAGGAGAAAUUAAAACGCCAACGUCGUUACGAACAACAGUUUGUUGGUAAUGCCACGGGUGCAGGCAAUGCAGCACAAACUGAUACUCCUCGUCGUGCCAAAAAACGCCGUAGUGCCGAUAAAGCUGCCAAUAUUGAGGAACGGCAAAAACGUUUGCAAGAAAUUGAACUAAAUCGAAAUGACCGUCAAAGCAAGCGGCGUCAGCAACGUUAUCAACAAACGCAAAACUUUUACAAGUCUCUACACAUGCUACAAGCCAAUACCUUUUUACGUGAAGCCGAUGAAAAUACUCCCUUCGAGGACUAUUCGAUAUUUUUGUAUCGCCAGCAGGCUCCCGAGUUCAACGAUCGUGUCAAAGAUUUGGAAAGAAAAUUACUGUAUCCCGAUCGUGAACGUACUGAUAUACCCUCAGCUCUGCCUCGCAAUGUAGACGAACAGUUUAGCGAUCGUAUCAAGUCUAUGGAACAGCGUAUUACAUCGCGUAAUGCUUUUGGCAAUGACAAGAAGCCUAAAGAUUUAAUGCGUGCCAUAGGAAAAAUCGACAGCAGUGAUUGGAAUGUGCGAGAAAUCGAAAAGAAAAUUGAACAGUCGAAGAAGACGGAAGUUCAUGGACCGAAAGGUCGCGAAAAGGUGCCAAAAUGGAGUAGAGAACAGUUUCAGGCGAGACAGAAUAAAAUGUCUAAACCCACCCGCCAGGAUUCAGCUGAAGAGAAAUUUAAAGAAAUCGAUCAGACACUUAAAAAUCUGGAUAAACAAUUGAAAGAGGGUAAUGUGUUGGAAGUGGGUAAAGUUGCUUCGAUAGCGGGGCAAUUUGUUAAACGUGACGAUACCUCGGAAGAAAAGAAUCCCCCUACUGUAGUACCAAAAUCAAGUACCAAAGUGGCUUUGGCCUUUAAGAAACAAGCUGCCUCGGAAAAAUGUCAUUUCUGCAAGCAGACAGUGUAUCUUAUGGAAAAAUUGCAAACAGAAAAUCUGGUUAUGCAUCGCGGUUGUCUUAAGUGUCAUCAUUGUCACACAAAUCUGCGAUUGGGAGCGUAUGCGUUCGAUCGUGAGGAUCCCAAUGGUCGAUUCUACUGCACUCAACAUUUUAGAUUACCAGCUAAAGCAAUACGGCCGGUGGUACGCAAACCAGGACAAAGGAAACCAACACAACAACAGCAAAAUGAGGCAGCUGUUAUUGCCGCUUCGGUGGCCAAGACACCAGUACCUUCGCAUCUGAACAGUGAAUCGGGUGAUGAACCUCGAACGCCCGAUAAACGUGGCCCCGUCGAUAAUGUAGCCAAAUUGGAUCUUUUGGAACGUGGCCAAACUCCAGAGCGUAUAGAAUUCGAAAAUACCGAUGCCAUGUCAGACGGCGAACCUUCUGAAGAACAUAUUAUAGAUGAACAUGAGUGGUCUGGUCGUAAUUUCUUACCAGAAUCCAAUAAUGAUUCAGAAUCGGAUCUUUCAAGUUCCGAUGAGUCGGAUUCCGAUUCAGAUUCGGAUAUGUUUGAAGAGGCCAAUGAUUCGCCGUUGGGUGCCCAAACUUUGCAACUGGCUAAUGAGUGGAUUGGCAAACAAAAUUAUUCAGAUAGUGAUGAUUCUGACGAUUUUUAUGAUUCCAGUGAGGGUAUGGCCGAUGAUGGCAAAGAUGACACGGAGGGUGAAGAAUUUGCCAAAGCUAGAGAAUUACGACGUGAAGAAGUUCGUUUACCACCCUUACCUCCCAAUUUACCCACAGAUACUGAAACAGAGGUCAUAUCAACUAGUGAAGUUCCAACUAUCAAUGACAAAGAUGUUAAUGAGAACAAAGUAAAAGAGGAGGUGGAGGUGCAGGUACCGCCUGUAAAAGAAAAUAAUAACAAUUUGGAAGUGGAUGUAAAUAAAGUGCGAAAAGAUUCAAUUUUGUCUAAUGCAUCUGAUCUUUCGUUCAAGUCUACUUCAUCGCUAAUAAACGGCAAUAGGAGUAUGUCGUCUGUAACUCCCACUAAAACAGAUAUUGAAAAAUUGGAACAAAAUUCUGAUCGCAAAUUUAGUGCUGACAUUGAUGCGAUUAGUGAAAAAUUGUACCGUUUAAAUAAUGUUGUUAAGAUGAAUAAGGAUAUAGAGACAAUUGCCAAAGAGAAUCUAAUACGUAGCGAUAUAUUAAAAAAGCUAACCAUGAAGGAGAAGUGGUUGGCCGACAAUAAAGUUGGAAAUAACAAUCCAGUUGUGGCCAAAUCGAAAUUUGAAGAAAAGGUUGAUAAUUUCUUAAAACCCUUAUCAAAAUUUAAAGAUGAUAUCUUUUCACCAAAAUCACAAUCAAAAGAUGAAAACAUUAACACAACCAGCAGCUCGGAUUCUUUAAAACCGAAAUCGAAAUUUAAUGAUAGUUUGACUCAACCAAUUAAAGCUGAUGAACAAAAGGCCACAACGACUGAGGCAGUCGCCACUAAAUCUAAAUUUAAAACAGAGGCUGAGAAGAAUGCUGCAAUUUUAGAUUUAUUAAAAGAUUUAAAAAACAAAGAAAAUCGCCCGCAACCAAAAACGGAAACAGCAACAAAUAGUUUAAAAAGUCCCAAAAUCAACGCCCAUACAGAAUCGACGGCAACACAGAAACCUACUACCAGUAGAUCCAAUAGUUUUAAGAGCCAAUCGGCUUCCUCUAGUCCUUUAGCUAAAGCAAAAAGUUCCAUUGAUGCGAAAAUUCCAAAAUCUGACAGUAAAAUGGAACUUGAAAAUAUUUUAAAUUUCGUUAAGAAAAUUGACCUCUCUAAAUCGGACGGAAAUGUUAAGGAUAAAAGCAAAGACAUGGGGCACAAGUUGUACAAAGUAGAAAAUAAAUUCUCGCCCAAACCUAAUAAGAAAAUGGUAGAUAAGUUAAAGGAAAUUGAAGCAAAAAGUUUUUCGGGUACUUUAGAUUCUAUAAAAUCCCAAAUGGAAACACCCACCAUUAGUGCGCAAGCAGUUCCCUCCAAUGUGGAUCUAUCGAAAUAUUUUCCAAACCAAAAACAAGAGAAAAACGCCUCAAAUGCGUUGAACAAAUCUCAGAAAACUCUUAAUGAGGUAGAUCUAACCAAAUACUUUCCCAGUAGUCCGGUACCUCAAAGAAGGUCGUCUGUAGUCACGGUGGCUGAUAAAUUGAAAAAGUCCCAGACCGAAAAAUCGUUGGACAUUAGGGCUGGGAGCCCUUCGUCAGGUGCAAAAUCACCUACACAAAAAGCAGCUCCCAAACGUCAAGCCUCUUUGGGAUCAGCAAACUAUAGCCUGAAAGAUAAUCAAUUGGAUGGUGCUAUAGAUAUUGUAAAAAAGAAGCCAGCUGCCAAGGUGGUUACCACAACUGCUGUAGCCAACACCGGCAAAAAGGGCAAUAUAAAGAUUAUACGAAAAAUUGUUCCAAAAGGAACAAAGGCCAAGAAAAAAGCAUUAUUGUCCAAAGACGAUGAUGAUCGUAUUCUAGAUGAAAUUUUAGAAAGUGGCAGCGAGGCUCAACGAUCUCCCAGCUUGGAAUAUCAGCAAUUAUUUCAAGAGGAAAAGUCGCCUAGUGAAGAUAUUUCAGAUAAAAUAGAGCGUAUCUUAGAGGAAACGGGCAUAGAUCUUGGCUUACCAAAGAAAACCACACCCAGUGCAAAUGAUAAACGAAAAAAAUUGCUUAAAGCCAAAUCACUUGGUGAAGGUGAAAUGCUACGCAGAAGUAGUAUGAUUGUCGACAGCAAUAAAGAUUUGACAGAAACAACAAGAGAAGAUGGCGAUCGUCCUAGUGGUGUACAAAACAUACUUAAACGUUUUGAAUCAUUGAGUUCUGUGUCGUCAUCUGAUCAUGUCUUCAAACUAAGACGUAUGGAAUCGACAACAAGUAAUUUAAAUAAAUCCAAAGAGUCCAUAGUAUCGCGAGAAUCUGACAACCUAAGUGACUUGGAGAAGACGAUGGAGUAUUUAAAAACAGAAUGGCGCAGUGAGGCCUCAAAUUUUCUGCAAAAGAAAAGAAACGAUUUCCAUAACAAAAAGCUUACAAAGGAAAUUGAAGAGGAACCUGCCGAAAAACGUCUUUACAAUGAAUUGCCUGUCCAAUACAAGGAAUCGAAAUUUGCGAAAUUUUUCGGUCUUAAACAAAAAAGUCCCGAGAGACGGAAAUCACCAAUUAAAAAGAAAAAAUCACCAGAAAAGAAAAAAUCACCCGAGAAAAAACCACAAAGCUCAAAUGUAAAUAUAAACAAGCAAGUUAUCUAUACUUCAUUGGAAGAAUUGGCUUUGAUAAGUGUUAGUAAGCAAUCAAAUACUCCAACUUCAUCCAAAGUAACUUCUAAGAAAGAAGAUACUAAACCUAAAGAUCAAGAUAACGUUCAAGUCAUUAAUAUUCAAGAAAAUGUGCCAAAGGAAGAGGUUUUGGAAAAACAAGCUACACAUAGCAGCAACACCAACGAAGACACGUCCGUUAACUCGCGUCCUUUGGUAGAAGAUAUAAAGAAUUUGCCAAAGACUGGUUGUGACAAAUCACUAAGUAGUUCUCGUCGAGGUUCACAGACUAGUCUACAGUCUCGCAGAUUAUCUAAUGCCUCGCUUACCGAAAAAUUAGAACUUGCCGCUGCAGAUUUGGAAAAACAUGUCACUGUCGAUGAUUUAAAUACGGAUAUAAAUUUAAGCAAACCAAUUUUAAGUGCAGAUAGUUAUGAUACAGAUUCCCUGUGCACAUCCAUAAGUAAAAGUCCUAGUGUUGCUCCAGUUACCGUCCAAAUGAGAGGCUCUUCAGAGGAUGAAAGCAUAGAGAAAUUAUUUAGCCAAUUUUCCGAUGAAAUGCUAGUGGACGUAGAAUUUGAUUCGAAUGAUGAACUAGUGGCCAUAACACCCAGAUCCCCGAUUAUCAAAGAUGAUCAUUCAGAUCAGGAUAUCUUAGACAGAGUAGAGUCUUUGGAAAGAGAUGCAAUUAAAGACUCGUCUUUAGAGAAUGAUGUUAAAUCCAUUGUUACUAAAAUACCCACGAAUACAUCUACGAAUGAAUUUAACUUUCCCACUAGACCACAACGCAGACAAAAAAGUCUUUCAUCGUCCAGUGAUUCGCCAACUCCUUUGGCUCCUCAGAGAAUCAAAAAGAAAUUGUCAAGAUUAUCACCCACUAAUAUGCCGCCAUCUAUACAAGAUUUUAUGUUGGCUGUUGCCAGAAACGAUUUGAAUAACGAUAUCAAGAAAGAUGAUUCUAAAAAUAAUACGAAACCAUUAAAGUUCCCCAGAAUUAUAGAUGAAGACGAUGUUUUAUUGGAUGAAUCUCAAACUCCUUACAAAUAUUUUAUACAAGAUCAACCAGCAACAUCUAAACGCAUCGCAGAACAUUCGGAAAAUUCCAAACAACCUUUGGUUAUUGUGACCAAAUCAUUGGACGAUGGCUUUCAAAAUAUUAAUAAAUUACCCGAAAAUGUAACAGAAUUUACCAAAGUUCUAAGACCUAUUUCACAAAGCAAGGAAUCAUUGCUGGAUGAUGAUGUAGAUAAUAGUUCUGGUAACAUCAUUAAACCCGAGGAACCACAUCAAACUGAAAAUUCUAUAGAGUCUCGUUCUGCUAACGCCCCCAAUCUUAAGGAAGCAAAAUUGAGUGUAGAAGAUAAUUUGGAACCUAAGCCCAAUUUGAGGGAGCCUUCCGUGGAAUGGAACAUGGAAAUGAUGCCUAAUAGCCCUAUGCCGCCAAGACGUAAAGCACCCACUAGUACUAAAUCCAAUUUAUCUAAACCAGGAUCGAUAGAUAGUUUAAACAAAUUAAAGAAAAUGGAAUCUAGUGCGAUUUCUGAAUUAACUAAAGCUCCCAAAGAACCAAAAUCUGAAGAAAUAACAAGUAAACUGGAAGGCACAAGUUUGCAAAGUGAAACAGAACAACAAAAUGUUUCGAAGAACUUAAUUAAAAAUAAAGAAAUACCAUCGCCUAAGAAUGCAGAAUGUGUAUCUCUUAGCUCCCUAAAUGAUAAUGAACAGUUUGUUAAUCUGAGAGAAAAAUCUCCCACAAGUUCUAUUAAGCAGCUUAAUAACAUUGAUGCUAACACUGAGGCUUCUCAAAAACGUUUGAUAGAGGAAUUUGAAUUAGAACGUAGGCAUGCUUUAAUCCAGCGUGAUAAGGAAUACCAAGUUAUGGAUAAGCCAGAACUUAAGCAAUCAUCUUCCGUAGAUAGUUCCAAAGGUAGUUCGAAAAAAUCUACACCUCUUGUAACACCCUGCAAACAAAGUCCACGGGAUUCGCGACGUAGUUCAAUACAAAGUUCUACAACUAAUAGAGGUGGAACACCACCCAUGAUGAAACCGCUAGAAAUACCCGGAUCACCAACUUCACAAACAUCUCGUCGUAGUUCAUUUGCAUUUAUAGAAUUGUUAGAUAAUAAACCUGUAAUAGCCCCAAUGCCAAAGAAAUUAGACUUGCCAAAAAUAGAAGAUGUUCCCGAAAAGCCGGACAAUCUUAAUCAACCCAUAGCCGAUGAUGUUAAGAAGAGACCUUGGCCUAAGUUGCAGGAGGAGGAAGAUGAAGAUGAAACUUCCAAAGAAGAAAGUGAGGGCUCAAAAAAGUUUGCCCCAGAAACAGUGGAAUAUGCUAAUAUUCCAGCACAUUCCGGGCGAAACCGCGAUUGGCCCGAUGGUAAGACAGUGUUUAGCAAAAAAGAUAACAAGUUACCGCGUUACAAGCCACGUUCAGAGACACCCGAAACAAAUCGCAGUUCUUUUGAUGGUGUGUCAUUAGAAAAAGAAAAUCCCUCAUCCAAAUCAAUAACUGACUUACGAAAACUACAGUCACCAUAUAAUUCCAACUAUUCCUUGGCUACAAACGGCCAAACCGCUGUAUCUUAUUCCAGCAAUGAUAGCAGCGAAGCCGUUAAUCGAAAUAACAAAUCCAUCGAUCAUUUGCAUUCAACACCCCAGAGACCCUCACGUCAUCACAAGACUAGUGCAACAAUCGGAGAUGAUGCCAGCACUCAAAUGUUGUUGGAACGCAGCAAGCGGUUGCACAACCGCAAACGAGAUUUUGUUAAUGAGCGUGUUGUUGAACGCAAUCCCUACAUGAAGGAGGUCAUUAAUGAGGAACGGCGUAAUUCAGGUCAUCUUAAAAAUGAUUCAGAUAAUGAUGAUAUAACAACAUAUCGCCCUCGACAUUAUACCACCAGUUCCGCAAACACCACCAGAUUCCCUUCAUCUCGUGCCUUGGGUAGAACAAACGCUUCUACAUAUAACUACGACUAUGUACCUUCGUAUGAUAGUUCCUCAUACAGCUCUAGGCGCUUGCCCACCGUAACUGCCUUGCCCUCAACUUACAACAACUUGUCGUCAUUAAGUAGCGGAAACAAUUAUCAUUAUAAACCUUAUACUUCAGCAACACUGGGACAUAGUGGAGGGCGUUCAUCUUACCUAUCCGAUUAUUCUAGGCGUUCCCCUUCCCAGCUAAGAGAUCGAGGUGAUCUUUCGAAAGACUCUUGCGUGCAAAGUGAAUCAGAGACCUCGUCACCUGAUGAAGUUGAACUUAAUUCGGCUACUGAAAUUUCAACAGACUCUGAAUUCGAUCAAGAUGAAAUGAUACGCGAAACACCAAAAAUCUUCAUUGAUGAUACCCAUUUAAGAAAACCAACCAAAGUUCAGAUUAAAUCAGCUGUUAUACCGCCAUCAAUGAGCCAAAAAUACAAUAAUGUCCCCAAUACCCAGCAAGCCAAAAGUAGUGGCACUUAUUUAAUUAAGUACCAAACUCAACCGCAGCAACCCGUAAUGCCACAAUUCAAACCACUAGUCCAAGUUGAUCCCUCUCUUUUGACCUCAAAUCGUACACCCCUACAAAAUCCGCGUCCUGGAGACUAUUUACUUAACAAAACGGCCAGUACCGAAGGCAUAGCGUCGAAAAAGAGUUUAGAGUUAAAAAAACGUUAUUUGCUUGGUGAGCAAGCUAAUGGUAAUAAGAUACAAAAGUCUGGUUCUACUUCCGUUUUGGAUUCCCGCAUACGUAGCUUCCAAUCAAAUAUUUCGGAAUGUCAAAAGCUCUUAAAUCCAAGCAACGAUAUAAGCCCUAGCAUGAAAACUUUCCUAGACCGCACUAAACUGGGGGAGAAGGCGGGAAAUGAAUUGAUGAGAUCUGCCACUAAUAAUAUUCUCAAUGAUCUUAAGGUGGAAAUAACAAUACAAAAAGCUUCAUCAACUGCGUCUACAGAUAACGAAAAGGAAAAUGUUUUUGUAAAUAGUAAAAAUGAACUUAAUAAAUGUUUGGAAUAUUCUGAGACCGUUAAUAACACCUUAUUGGAUUCUCUCAACCGGAAGUCGACCCCCACGACUCCAACAAAUAAUAAAAACAUCAUUGAGACAGUUGAUUUAGUUACACCAGAAAAAGAAUCGACAUUGGACACGUCGGACAGCAAUAAAGUUAUUGAUUUAACCGGUGAUUCGCCAGUAAAGAGCAAUAGAACUAUAGUUGAAGCAGCUGUCAAACCUGAUUUAUCUCUCGAUGUAAAACAAUGUAUACCCGAUAUUUUAGGUCACAUAGAGAAGAAGGAGGAGGGCAGCAAGUCAAAGGAAUGUACACCAACCCUGGAAAAGAAGCAAGAAGAGGAUGAGGUUAAUUUAAUUGAUAGCAAUAUGGAAAAAGUAGAUGUCCCAGAGAAAUUAGAAGCUAUCUAUGAUAAUGAGAUGGAAGAUGUACAAAUUGAAGUCCCCAAUAUAGCUUGGAAUACAAAAUCUGAUAAUCUUAGUUCGAGUAGUAAUUCUAGCUGUUCGUCGCAUUCUUCUAGUUUGGAGGACAUAGAACAUUACAUAUUGGAAUCAACAACUAGUCCCGAAACACACAAUAGCGGCGGUCUCAUGACAUCUUCAGGAGGGAAUCAUCAAGUGCCCAGACUGGAAAUACAUGAUACCUCCGGUACCCUAAUGCAAAUCGAUAGUUUAAUGAUUAUAGAUGGCAAAUAUAUAGGUGAUCCAGAAGAUUUAAAAUUUAUGGAGUUGCCCGAAGGCGUAAUAGUCCCCGAAGUGCCAGCAAUUAAGACGUCAGAGCUAGAAGAUGAACAUGAGGUGGAUGUGGAACCAGUCACAGCCACACCUGAACCCGCCGAAACAACCGUUAUCGAGGCGGAUAAGGUUUAUUUAGUUAAUGAAAUACAAGAAGACGCAUAUAUGGAUGAAGAAGAACCACCACCACUGCCGGAAAUUGGGCCACCACUGCCAGAAAAAGGACCACCUAAAAUAAAGCCUUCUAAUCUUAAGUUUGAUACUAAAAAUGAAAACAAAAUUGAGAGUCUGAAAAAUCUACCGCUAAUUGUGGAUGCCGCUUCAAAGGACUAUAAAAAGGCAGUUAAGCCCAUUACUUUAAAUCUUACAAGCGCACAAAAAACACCAGAUACUCCAACAACCCCCAAAGGUAAUUUCCUACAAACACCCACGUCUCCUUUAGUCGAUAUGGAUAAAACUCCAACUGGUGAGUUGAUCUCACGUGGUUCAGAUUCUGAAACUGAACCCACAGGUACUGCACAAAUUCUAACAGAGACUGAGUUAUCGGACUGGACAGCAGACGAUUGCAUUUCUGAGAAUUUCGUUGACAUGGAAUUUGUCCACCACUCUAAUAAAACAAACUUGAAAGGUGGCAAAAAAGAGAAGCAAAGCUACAGUGGCUACACAAGAGGUCUGCCAACAAGCAAUGAAGUGUUGCAGGAAGUAGCUAAAACCGCUCCAGUUGCUGAAUUUGAAGGUAUUCUUAAAUCCAUUGAUAUCGAUGAUAUUGAAUUUAUGGACACAGGAUCGGAUGGUUCGGGUACCGAGCCGCUAUCUGCAACCAAUACAGCUUUGUUACGUAACCGUGGCUACGUCGAAUUUGUGGACAACUCGCCAAAAUCAAACAAAACUACAGCACAAAGUGCAGUUUUUGGUGCCACAACAUCCUCUAAGGAAAGUUACAAACCCAUUCAGACUAAAAGAGACGAAAAACUGGGAAUUGACUACAUAGAACAGGGAGCUUACAUAAUGCAUGAUGACAUGAAUAAAACCCCAGUAAAUGAAGCCGCUAAAAAUAUUCCUUCCACUCUAAUGACACAAUCACUUACCGACUCAAGUACCAUCAAUGAUAUAGAGGAUGAGAGUACUUGUGCUUUAUCGUCACAAAUGCAGCUAACAUCAGUUGAUACCACCACAACAUCCAAACCAACACAACAAACAACUACUACGGAAGAAAGCGAAGCUUUGACUGUGGUCACUAGUCCGUUUGAUUCUUCGUCACCUCACACACCAAAUUCGAACAAUAUGAAAAAGGAAACCAACACAGUAAUCGCCCAUACCCAGGAAAAGGGUGAUAGUUCAACACCCAGUAGCUCGGACAGAGCACCUAAAACGUCACAAUCAACUUCUUGCACCAACUCAGCCACAUCCUCCAGUAAAAAUACACCUCCACGGCAAUUAUCUAAAGAUCCCCUAAUGACGUUGGGAGACAAUUCGUCAUUGCGUAAAUCAAACGAUGAGUUGUCAUACGAGGAAUAUGUACGAGCUCUGCAGCAGAAGAUUGUACAAAUAUCAACAACUGCCAGAGGUGAUUCAUUGGAGGCUCGCAAACAACGAAGGAAAAGCUCAAAAGGAGAGGCCCCCGUAGCCUUAACGAAUCCUAACCAAACUGUGAUAGAAACAACACCAACUACAACUACAACCACAUUAAAUACAACAACUAAUUUAAGAUUAGAUAAGGAUGACGAAACCAAAACGAAUCCAUCAUUAACCACUGCAUCACCAGCAAACGUCACUGAACUAACAAACGCAAACUCAAAUACAAAUACAACCGUGGCAGCAGUAUUACCCACACAAUUGAAUAAAGUACCUGAAAUUCCGACACUUUCUAGUAAGCUGGAGGAAAUCACCAAAGAACGCACCAAACAAAAGGAUCUUAUUCAUGACUUGGUCAUGGACAAAUUACAAUCGAAAAAACAGUUAAAUGCCGAAAAACGUUUGCACCGUAGUCGUCAGCGUACAAUGGUGACAAGUAGUGGCGGCGGCUGUGGUCUCGGCGGCGGUGGCUAUUCAUCUGGUUCUAGUCUAAGUCCUACACCUAAAUUGGCGGCAGCUAACUCUACCACUGACACGAAUUGCACAAAUCAGGCCCAUUAUCAUGUUUCGACGGCAGCUGCCGAAACAUCGUCAUCUUCUUCCAACCGAGCUCCGGCACCGCGUCCUCUUAAUAUAAAUUCAAGCUUUAAAGAGAACAACCCCUCUGUUCCAUAUGUAUCAGCUUACGGCAUGGAAGCUUUAUCACCCACUCGAGCAAAAGCCUAUAAACAACGUCCGUUUAGUGAACACUUGGAAAUAGAUUCUUUAAAAUCACUAGAACAACGUUAUAAAAUCAGUAAAACACCCUCAUUUUCCUAUGCAACAACUAGGCAGCAGCACCCGAUGGCGCAGCCCACAUCAUACUCUGAACUCUCUACACCAAUUCCACCGCUGCGACAAAAACGAAACGGCGAUAGUGUUGCAACAACACCAACAGAAACGAAAAAAGAUUCAAAUUUUUCGGUAUCUACAGAGAACCUAAGAAGCGAAGCUAGAGCUCGUGCUCGUUUGAAAUCCAAUUCCGAACUGGGACUUAGUCCCGAAGAGAAAAUGCAAUUAUUGCGCAAACGUUUACAAGUGGAACAGAGCAGCAAUGUUAGCACAGAUCCAGAGCCAGCAAAAGCAUUACAAUCUUCAUAUGAACGGCAAUUGAGCAACAGUACACGAGAAAAUAAAAUGAGCACCUCAAAAAGUGUCAACGAUCUGGCCUAUCUAACUCAAUCACAAAAACAAAAUAACACCACUGUUGGUAUCGCGAAUAACGCUUCGAAAACAUCUGACUUUACCUCAGAUCCAAAUCUAUUAAUUUCAUCCACACACUCAGCAGCAGCCGCUGCGGACAACAGUAAACAAUUGAAAACGAAAUCCGGUCGUAGGAUUAAAGAUCCUGAACGCCGCAAAUCAUUAAUACAAUCAUUAUCAAGUUUUUUCCACAAGGGUCAACAAAAUAAGGAGAAUAAGCAACAAAAAGAUGCCGCUGCUUCGACUAGUGAUGGCAACUCUGCACAGCCAGAGCGUCCAGGCACUGGUGGUGGCAGUAGCAGCACAUCGACAUCACAAACAGUUUCUUCAGGUAUUGAUGGUGUUCUAAGUCGUUUUCGUAUAUCACCCAAAACCAAAGAGAAAUCGAGGUCUUGCAUUGAACUCAGGAAUUUCAGUGUUGGUGAUAAGGAGGAUUAUUUAUUCAAUAUGGCCAAUUAUACUGGUGGCAGUCCAACAAGACGUUUGAGAACUUCAUCGGCUUCUAUGGCCAUGUCAUAUGAAUGUCAUAAUAAUCCUGAUUUUCCCAGCAGAACACAAUUAACGCAUACACCCUACAGUCAUUCACAAAUAAAUAAUUUGAGCAACAACAAUAACAGCAACAGUCGACAUCGUCAUUAUGAACAACACCAACAACAACAACAGCUGCAACACAAACACCAACAAUCAACAUCAGCACAUCACAAUCAAAACUUUUCACACACUCCUACCAAGAAAUCAUCAUCCUCAUCAGCCCUGGCGUUUUCAUCUUCUAGUCCCCAAUUGGGUGUGAAUAAAUCGCAAUCAAUGACAAAUACAAAUACCGCCGCAGCCGCCGCUUAUGACGAUCAGACACCGCCUCCCAUACCGCCUUUGCCACUGAAUUAUCAAAGAUCUGAUGACGAGAGUUACGCUACCGAGACUCGCGAUCAAAAGAAACAGCGUGCAAUAUCGAAGGCUGUUCGCCAAGCUGAACUUAAGCGAUUAAGAAUCGCUCAGGAAAUCCAGCGUGAACAAGAAGAAAUCGAAGUGCAAUUAAAAGAAUUGGAAACACGUGGGGUACUCAUUGAAAAGGCUUUACGUGGUGAAGAACAAAAUUAUGAUAAUCCGGAUACGACUACUAAUAUUGGCAGUAGUGAUGAGAAAUUAUUAAAAGAACUUUUGGAAAUAUGGCGUAAUAUAACACAACUUAAAAAACGCGAUGAAGAGCUUGGAAUACGUCAACAAGAAUUACAGUUAGAACAUCGACAUGCUCAGCUUAAAGAAGAACUCAAUUUGCGUUUGUCUUGCAACAAACUAGAUAAAAGUUCUGCAGAUGUGGCAGCCGAGGGUGCCAUUUUAAAUGAAAUGCUAGAAAUUGUAGCCAAACGUGCCGCUUUGCGACCAUCAGCAUCUAAUCACGACUUGGCUGGCACCUCCGACCUAUUAAAAGUUGGAGAUAAAACAGCUGCUUCAACUAGCAAAUUGCAAUUGAGUUCGACUCGUGGACAAUCAAAUGAUAAUGAUGAAUCAAAUAUUUGAAAUCGUAAUAUAUUUUGGAAAAUACUCGCCAUAGAAAUUUUCAUGGAAAUUUUUAAAUUAUUCAACUAAAUUCCAAACUAUUUACUAAAUAAUUAUAAAGCAAUGAUGGAAGAAGUUAAAUAUGGGCCAGACAAGCAAAAAGAAAAUAAAAACUUAAAAAGAAAAUCAUUAAAAUGAAAGCCUUCUUAAAAUGCCUCAUCGAAAUCAAUUAGUAAACUAACUUGAUACAAUUUUAAUAUACAUUAUUAUAGUAAUAAUAAUAAUCGAUUUUAAAAACAAUAUUAAUUUUUCAAGAAAUAAUUCAAAAAAUUAUAAAAUUAUUAUUAAAAAAACAAAAAGAUAAUAUUACUAUUAGCUUCUGACUCUCAAUUUCUCUCUAUUUAGAAAGCGUUAUGCCAAAUAUAAAAUGAAAACUUUUGGAUUUAUUCUUUAAAAACAAAAAACAAAAAAACAAAUAAAGUGAAAUAAUUUUAAUUUGAAAUCUUUAUAAUUUAGUUUUUCACAAAUUGUAUGUAUUAAUUAAUUGUACUGUUUAAAAAAACACCAUGUGUAUUUUGUACUUUUGCAUGACCAUUAUUCGUUCAUUAAGAUGAUAAUCACUGUUUUUCUUUCUCAACUUAAAUGUAAUUUUAAAUGCAAAUGAUUGUGCUAUUUUUUUAUUUUAUUUUAAUUUUUUUAUUAUUGUUUAAUCGAUGUCUGUGUAUGUUUUAUUUUGUAAUUAUAUAUUUUAUUUAUAUGUAUAUGUGUAUACAUUUACAUUUUAAGUGUUUUAAUUGAUUAAAUCUGUUUUAUGUACUAUUUUUUUAUCAAUGUUUUGUAUAAUGUUUGGUAUGUAAUUGCUGGGGUUCUAAUUGCAAUAAAAUACCUAAAAAUAUAAAGCCUGUCCCCACAUGUAUUACCUUCAAAAAAAAAACAAAACAUCUAAUUUAUUUAAAUGUAUCUGUAUAAAAUUGAAAACGAA
Messenger RNA from Calliphora vicina (urban bluebottle blowfly), 16416 nucleotides. It is a transcript of the gene Mical, whose product is annotated as Molecule interacting with CasL. Bases 3 to 15455 code for a protein of 5150 amino acids. NCBI's taxonomy places the organism in Eukaryota, Metazoa, Arthropoda, Insecta, Diptera, Calliphoridae. The record is from RefSeq and is a predicted model, not a curated record. Gene Ontology annotation, molecular function: protein binding. The transcript is spliced from 22 exons.